Messenger RNA from Suillus discolor, 1893 nucleotides. Its product is annotated as Alpha/Beta hydrolase protein. Gene Ontology annotation, biological process: proteolysis. Gene Ontology annotation, molecular function: serine-type carboxypeptidase activity. The record is from RefSeq and is a predicted model, not a curated record. The coding region runs from base 258 to 1676 and encodes 472 amino acids. Gene Ontology annotation, cellular component: fungal-type vacuole. NCBI's taxonomy places the organism in Eukaryota, Fungi, Basidiomycota, Agaricomycetes, Boletales, Suillaceae. The transcript has 12 exons.
GAACAGUGGACCCGGGCUACCGAAGUCUAAGCUUCUACCGUCACCGUGUCCCACACUCCGUCAAAAGGGUUCUCAUAGGAAUGAAGGGCCUGGGUACCAUGCUGGUCUCGUGAUCUCUUGGCGACCUAUAUGGUCAAUUUAAAGAACACGAUUGAGAAUCACGCGCGCCCACCCUCUGUUUCGCGCUCGCAGCUGGCGCGACAACCCAAGCGUUCCUUGGUCUAGACACUCCCAACUAUGGAACUUCAAGGCAGCUCAUGAAGUCGUUUACACAGUCUUUCACAGCGCCUUACGACGAAGGGUUGUUCAUGCCUGUUGAGCAACUCAGUGCACUCUCAGAGGCACAAUUUACUACCCUCGGCCAUCCUUUAUUCCCGAACCAUAGUGUUCGGAUUAAAAAGUCUUCUGAUUUCUGUGAUGGAACUGUGAAUGCUUACACGGGGUACAUCGAUAUCCAGGCCAGGCAUCUAUUCUUUUACUUUUUCGAGAGUAGGAAUGAUCCUGCCAAAGACGAUGUGAUCUUCUGGACCAAUGGUGGUCCUGGGUGUUCCUCCAGCCUUGGCGUCUACGUGGAACUAGGACCUUGUCGAGUGGUAAACGACACUAGCACGGUGUUCCAUCCCGAGUCCUGGAACUCUAAUGCGAAUAUCUUCUUUGUGGAUCAGCCAAUUGGUGUUGGUUUCUCGUACGCAGACUAUGGAGAGACCGUGAGUACUACUGAGGAAGCUUCGAAAGAUAUCGCUGCAUUUGUCGCGAUUUUCUUCGAAAACUUCACUCAGUUCAAAGGACGUGCAUUUCACAUGGCUGGAGAGUCUUAUGGAGGACGUUACGUUCCGGUCUUCGCUGCUGCAGUCUACGACCAGAAUGCCUUGUUAACUGCGGCUGGUGUUACGCCAAUCAACCUUCAGUCUAUCAUGAUCGGCAACGGUUUGACCGACUUUUACACGAUGACUGCGGCCUAUGUAGAAAUGCAAUGCACUGGCGCAUCGGUCUCCCCUGUGCAGAGCAUCUCUGCCUGUAAUCGUAUGAAGAAAGCGCUCCCUCGAUGCCAAAAGUGGUUGACAGAUUCAUGCAUCAACCAAUUCGAUUUAAUGAACUGCGAAGCGGCUUCAAACUUCUGUGACACUGAGAUAUCAGAACCUUUUUUCUCGACCGGCAUGAAUCCCUACGAUCUCAGCAAGGCCUGCGAUGGACCUAUCGCGGAGACGUUAUGUUAUCCCAUUACGCUGUCUAUGGCAAACUUCCUUGAUCAACCAUCCGUGCGUCAGAAACUCGGCGUGGAUCCCGCUGUGACAGGAAACUAUAGCUCCUGCAGUGAUCCCGUUGGGCAGGCUUUCGCGUUGGCUAUGGAUGAGUAUCACCCAACCUACCCUCACGUUGCCGCACUUCUUGAGCGCGGCGUACGCGCAUUGAUAUAUGUGGGAUCAUAUGACUGGAUCUGCAACUGGCUUGGUAACCAGGCGUGGACGCUCAACAUGGAGUGGAGCGGCAAAGAAGCGUUUGGGCAGCAACCCCUCGAGUCUUGGCUAAUUGAUGGAAAAGUCGCUGGAAAGACUAGGAGUGCAAACGGGCUCACGUUUGCUACUGUGGAUGGUGCAGGCCAUAUGGUCCCACUCGACAAACCCAAAGAAGCACUCACCAUGGUACAACGUUGGUUGGCUGGGAGUGGCUUAUAGGUAUUCACACAGACACCUAUGUAUAUCCGUGGUUCCCGUUUAAAACCUAAUUUUCUGUUAAGCUAUCAUGCCCGAUGCUACAAACACAAUUCUGACCGUGCAUCCAACAAAGACGUAUACGAAUCACAGUAAGGAAUUGGAGCAAGUGCAUAAGAGUGUCCGACGACGAUAAACAGCGAUCUGGCUUUCACUGAUGCGGGUGGCUUGUGCACUUACG